CCUCAGGUGCAUGUCAAGUGAGCUGUAGGGCUGUCAGCUGCCAGUCGUCUCAGGCGCCCGGGGCCAUGGCCGCGCCCGGCCCCGCCUUCCUGUUGCCAGCGACCGCCGCUGCCCGCGCCGCCGCUGCCGGGUUCUUGUGGCAUGCAUCAUGCUCCUGCAACAUGACUGCCGGGGCUUUCAGGAGCACUGCUGCAGCCCCGCUCAGCGCCCGCCCGCCGGCGACGGCUGCUACUGCCGAACCAACCCAACCCCGGACGCACCUCGCGCUGGCCACGCCCUGUCCGCGCCACCGGCCCCUGCAGCCACUGCCACUGCAGUUGCAAGCCUUCCACGACAGCAGCUGUCAGCCGUCGCACAAAGCAUCGAGCGACCGCGCCUUUGCCACAAGCACGCGUGCGUCAGCCGGCGGCAGCAGCAGCAGCAGCUCGGCGCAAGGCGACACCACUCCGCGGCCGCGCCGCCCAAACAUGGACACCACGGGCGGCUACAUCGCCACCAGCCAGCUGGACGACAGCGGCAGGCGGGUGGACAAGCCCAAGGAGGAGCUCCAGGCUGCCAAGGACGCUCUUCUGGAGCGGCAGGCGGCGGAGGGCAAGAUGCCUGGAGCCAUGCUGCUGCAGGACCGGCGCAGUGGUGUCAAUGCCCAGGAGACGUGGGGCAAUGUGUCGGCGGAGCAAUACGACCAGGGGGCGGCACAGACCUCCUUCGUCUCCGCCGACCAGGACGCGACCGGCGCCAGCGCUGGCGCCACCUCACAGUCCCGCACCUCCAACAUCACUGCUACCACCACCGCUGGUGGCGGCACCGCCGCCUCUGACGGCGAUGCGGUACGGCAGUCGGGCGGCGGCGGUGCGCCCGAGGGCGGCGGCCGGGCGGGUGAGGGUGCAGUGCGGCAGGGCGGUAGUGGCGGCAGCAGUGGUGGUGGGGAUGUGGCGAUCGGCAGUGGUCCUUCCAGCGGCGCGUGAUGUUGGCGAGACAUGUGUUUGAUGAGCUUGGUACCGGUGCGCACGUGCGGACUGCGCACCGCCGGGGUGCGUGUGUUGCGUGUUGACACAGCGGUCCGUGCUCUGCGCAAGACCAUGUGUGUGCUGCAGCGUGUGUGUGCAGAGUCUGGAGGACAGGCUGAUGCUGUCCUCCCCAGCCGUCCGGCCUAGGUCCGUUGAUGUGAGGAGCUCGAUAGGUUGAUCCUGUCUCAGCGCUAGCCCUCUUACACCGUCCUGAGUGGUCGCCUGUCCUAGGCGCAAACUCAACACAUUGCUUCGGCGUGUGCACACCCAUGGGGACGCCGCGUUGGCGAGAGCCACGGAUGGCCCUAGUAGGCUAGUACCGUGGAGAGGAGGGCACUGUACCAUCGAUGGCCAAGCUAGAAGGGUGAGUUGCGCGGCUGUUGUGCUUAGGAGAGCUCCUGGUC
Messenger RNA from Chlamydomonas reinhardtii, 1411 nucleotides. RefSeq lists its product as uncharacterized. The coding region runs from base 66 to 965 and encodes 299 amino acids. NCBI's taxonomy places the organism in Eukaryota, Viridiplantae, Chlorophyta, Chlorophyceae, Chlamydomonadales, Chlamydomonadaceae. The transcript is spliced from 6 exons. The record is from RefSeq and is a predicted model, not a curated record.